Messenger RNA from Rotaria sp. Silwood1, 500 nucleotides. NCBI's taxonomy places the organism in Eukaryota, Metazoa, Rotifera, Eurotatoria, Philodinida, Philodinidae. The record is from the annotation of a GenBank genome assembly.
AUAUUAUUUUAGCUGCAUUUAACCGUGCAAAAGAACUAGUUAGUAAUUUGAAUAUAUUACCUUCAUUAAAGGAAUGCAAUGCUUGUGAACUUAAUUUUUUAAGUAAAAAUAUAUCUGAUAGUAUUAGAUUCAACAUUAAUUCGGAUAAUUAUUUAGCAACGGAUUCAGAUUCUUCAUCAGAUUCUGAAUCUGAUUAUGAUGAUGGAGCAAUGGAAAGUAAUGAAUUUGAUAGUGAUCUAAUCAAUGUGGAUGAAGAAGGUAAAGAUCCGGAAAUGACACAAAACUUUGAUGAAAUUAAAACUGAGAAAAUAAAUUUUACUGGUAUGCAUAUACUCGAUUCGAUUAAUCCAGCAAUCAAAAACUCCUAUUUUCAAGUGCAAAUAAAUAACAAGACUAAAUUUAUACACAAGCAAACGGCUUGUUGGUUAUUGACCGACAAAGUUAGCCGCUUAUCGGCUGAUAGAGUAUCACGAGUGAUAGAAACAAACAAAAAGGAUUGA